Molecule: messenger RNA, 1583 nt
Organism: Anoplopoma fimbria (sablefish)
Lineage: Eukaryota; Metazoa; Chordata; Actinopteri; Perciformes; Anoplopomatidae
Gene: creg2
Product: cellular repressor of E1A-stimulated genes 2
Exons: 4
Coding region: 66-911 (281 amino acids)
Source: RefSeq, a predicted model, not a curated record
CCAACUCCAGUGAGGUUGUAAACACAAGUCAUUGCGGCCAUUGUGGGAGAGCUCAGUAUUAUAUUAUGAGGGCCUGUUACUUUCCUCUGGCGGUGUUUGCCAAUGUCCUGUGUCUGUGUCAAAGCUACACCCUGAGGAGCUCGGUGUCCUGGGUCGUCUCCUCCAGCGAUGUGGUGGAGGACGCGGACCUGUCGGAGGAGGUCGCCCCGGCGUUGCUGGUGGACGGCGCCGGGCUGUGGAAGCAGUCGUAUCCGUCCACUAACGUCCUCGGAGACGCCGCGGACAGCCCCGGAGAGCUGGAGAAACCGGAGAACGAGAACGCGGCGCAGCUCUCCUCCCGGUUGUUUUCGUAUCGGUUGGAGAAGGUGAAGAAGUCCGGCAGCGGCGGCAGUCCUCCCCCGCACCAGGAGACCGCCAGGACGGCCAGAUACAUAGCGCAUUACAGUGACUGGGGACAUGUGUCCACCAUUUCAACCCAGGACAAGAUCAAAGGUCUCCCCUUUGGCAACAUCUUCUCCGUCAGUGAUGGACCGCUGGACAACAGCACUGGAGUCAUCUAUUUCUAUGUGACUGCAAUGGACUACACCGUAAUCGACCUGGAAAGUAGCCCCUAUGCUUCGCUCACAUUCUCAGAGGCUGAGGGAGAAUUCUGCAGGCAAAUGGUGUACGACCCGGAAGAUCCAAGAUGUGCUCGACUCACACUAACAGGCAAGAUGGUGGAGGUGGUCCCAGAGGAGCUCGGGUUUGCAAAAGAGGCAAUGUUUUCAAGACACCCUGUGAUGGCAAAGUGGCCGGUGGGGCACAAGUGGUUCUUCAUGAAGCUGGAGUUGAUCCAGGUCUGGCUGCAGGACUGGAUCGGAGGCAUAUCGCUGAUCCCGCUGGAGGAGUACUUCAAAGCAACGCCUUUUUAAGAACACACCCUUCCCUCUGCAUCAUGCCAGCCUAUACAGAUCAGUUCAGCUGUAAAACGGGCAAGAAUUCCCAAAGCAGCAAUUUUUAAAGAAUAUUUGCCAAAUAAUGUUGCUAUUUUAAUUUGUGAAAGUGAGUAUUCUUCACUGUUGCCCCAUACAAUCACACAAAAUCAGUUCAUCAGUUUCCUGUGUUUGGUUUGUGAAUGCAUUAUUAUACUCGACAAGCGAGUUCAAAUCGAAUGAUCGCAGUCAUCACAGCUGUCUUAGAGAAUUCUACGUCAUUUAAUAUAUUCUUUAUGGACAUUGAUUACUGAUUUAUGGGUUCACGUUAAAAUAUGUGUGCCAAUUGAAAAACCAAUGAAUGUUAGCACACACAAUUAUCGUGCAUACUUUUUAAGUUAACAUAAAUUUGUUGUGUUGAGUUAGCGUUUAAACCUUGAAAGAGAAUUUGUAAUGUUAACACUUCUGAGCUCUGUUUUUUCAUUUUGGGACUGAAAUGUGAACGAGUGUUUGGAGUUCAACGUUACGUGUAGUUAUUUUAUUUUAAAUCUAGUGCCUGGAAAUAACUGGGACAACUAUGAGUUUGCAUCAGUUACUAUAAGCUAGAUUGAACUGUUGUCGAGACGGUCUCAUCUCAAGGUCUGUUUAUUCGCUUUCAAUAAAUAAAUAUAA